GCGUGGCGCGAAACAGGUAGUGGUGCAUUCGUUGAAAUGAUAGGACACUUCGAUUGAUUGAAUCUAUCUAGAAUUUUCUUGUACUAUCACGAAACCAUUUUAACAAAACGUUUGAUAUUCCCGAUCGAUCUUCGUAAAGUGUACAUUAUCGAUUUUUGAUUCGAUCACGAUUAAAACGUCGACCUUGUGACAUUUCCUACUAUAAUUCGAUAUAUUGAUACCAUACACGAUUCGAUAUAUAUCAUUGUUGAUUUUGACUUCAAUAUUUCCUUUUAAUGAUCCUUGAAGUAAAGAAGUAAAAUCGAUAAGUCGUAAUCAUAGUGAGUUUACGAUUUAGUAUCGGUAAUAUUGAACACAAAAGCGAGCAAAAAUUACAGCCAAGAACUUUACUUGUAAAUCUUUCGCGUUUCUUGUGAAGAUAUAGUAGCGGUGAAAAUUGCUCGAUUAAAAGUUCGUUGGGAAUGCACGUACUCGUGCACAAGCCUUGGACUACGUCCCCGUGAAAAUAAAGGGAUUGGACCAAGGGAAGGAUUACUAAAAAUUCGACUGCGGCUUGUACAAGCGGAAAUCCGUAUUUGACGGCGUCUCAAGUUUAAGAAAAGAACUUGAGAACUCGAAAGGACCAUCAGCAGCAAAAGUUUAAAGUUAUGACAACAUCCAAUGGGAUAAAGGAUGACCAAACAUCGAGAGUGCAGUGGCAGAAGAUUCAUACUGGUCAGGAUGAAGACAUGCGUGUUUAUGGAUUCGAAAAGAGCAGAUCUAAAAGUAUCCUGACUUAUGUUUCUUACGUAUUAACCAUCGGGUGGAUCAGACUCUUGUUCCACUGGUAUCCCCAAUUACAUCUCUAUGCUACUCACAACAAAUGUUCUUUGAGUUGUGCCACGAAAUUGCUUAUAACUGAUAACUAUCAAGGAAAAUAUAAAUCAUAUUUCGUGAAGGAUGUGAAGACUAUCUCGGCAAAGAAUAUCAGUACCCGGGAUUUAUUCAGAGAUUUGGGUAGCAAUGAUGAGGAGUUCGUGGAGAAAAUCAGGUGUAAAAAGUUGAAGAUUAAUUUAGAGAAUGGCACACAGUGUGAAAUGUACGAGGUCAGAGCUUUCUGGUGUAAAAAGCAAUGUUACAUCUGGGACGUUACACAAAAUACAUUUUCUAGAUUGGUAGGCCUAGACAAGUACACACUGUGUUCGGAUCUUAAUCUUAAUAAUAAUCAUGGACUCUCUAAGGAAGAACAAUGCCUUAGACGGAUCGUAUACGGAAGCAAUGAAAUCGGCGUUCCUGUGCAAAAUAUAGGCGUAUUACUAUUGUUAGAAGUCUUGAAUCCAUUUUACAUUUUUCAAGUAUUUACUCUGUGUGUGUGGUUUACAGAAGGCUAUUUAUACUAUACCGCAGCAAUCAUAUGUAUGUCAUUGUUUGGAAUUAUCAGCUCUAUAAUACAAACCCGUAAGAAUCAAAUCAAUCUUCACGGUACAGUCACAUCCACGGAAACAGUUCGCGUGUACAGGAACUCUAAAGUGACAGAAAAUAUACCGAGCAGUGAUUUAGUACCAGGUGAUAUCAUAGAACUACCCAAGCAUCAGGCCACUGUCGUUUGCGAUGCGGUACUUUUAACAGGACAAUGCAUUUUAAACGAAUCGAUGCUGACUGGGGAAUCUGUACCCGUAACGAAAACCCCAUUACCAUCGCGUCACGUUUUGUACGAUUCUAAAGAAUGCUCUCAUCAUACGAUGUAUAGCGGCACCACUAUUAUCCAAACAAGAAGUUACAACGACCAACCAGUUCUAGCUCGAGUUAUUCGAACAGGAUUCCAUACGAGUAAAGGUUCUUUGGUCGCUGCUAUCUUGUACCCACCCCCUGCAGAUUUUAAGUUCGAUCAAGAUUCUUACAAGUUUAUUGGCAUACUAGCACUUAUCGCAACAUGCGGUUUCAUUUACACUAUUGUAACCAAGGCAUCCAGGGGAAUCACAGCGGGAGAUAUAGUGAUAAAAGCUUUAGAUAUAAUAACAAUAGUAAUUCCACCAGCAUUACCUGCAGCAAUGACCGUAGGAAAGUUAUACGCUCAAGUACGAUUGAAACGAGCACAAAUAUACUGUAUUAGUAAUAGAGUUAUUAACGUAUCUGGCAGUAUAAAUUGCAUCUGUUUCGAUAAGACUGGUACUUUAACAGAAGAUGGUUUAGAUAUGUGGGGCAUUGUGCCUUGUACGAAUGGUGUUCUCGGUGAAGCAGAAAGAUCUAUUCCCAAAUUAAAUAAUCAUCUUCUCUUUGAGGGAAUGUUAGUUUGUCAUAGCUUAACAUUAAUAAAUGGUACACUCUGCGGGGAUCCUUUAGACGUUAAGAUGUUCGAAAGUACCGGAUGGAUAUUAGAAGAGUUCAAUAACGAACAUUCGAAUAAAUACGAUCUCGUAGCACCAACAAUCGUGAAACCGCCAAAAAACAAUAGUUUCACGCAAAAUAUGAAUGAAAUAUCGGAAAUUGGAAUAGUGCAACAAUAUCAAUUCUCGAGCUCUCUCCAACGAAUGUCUGUGAUAGUACGCGUACUGGGUUCCGAUACGUACAAAGCUUACACGAAAGGAUCACCCGAGAUGAUACUUAGUUUAAGCAAACCCGAAACCAUACCGAAAGAUAUAAUGAUCUGUUUAAAACGUUACACAGAACAGGGUUAUCGAGUGAUAGCUAUGGGACAAACGAAAUUACCCGAAAAUAGUAAUAAGAUAAUGAAAUUGCCUCGAGAUGCGGUCGAACAGAACCUUGAAUUUCUAGGCUUAGUUAUUAUGGAAAACAGGUUGAAAGCACCAACUAUACCAGUGAUCAAGGAGCUAAGAACAGCUAACAUACAUGUUUUAAUGAUUACGGGAGAUAACAUUCAGACUGCAGUGAGCGUUGCAAAAGAAUGUGGCAUUUUGUCGCCGCAAGAAUCUGUGAUAGAUGUGACGGUAGUUAUGGAAGAAAAUAAAUCACAGCCUGAGAUUUAUUUCAAUGCUCAAGAAAUGUCUUCAAAAUUGAGUCUUCAUAAUAAAAAACUUAACAUACUGGAAUUGAAAGAUAUAGAACGAAAUAUAGGCAACACUAAUUAUAGAUUCGCAUUAACAGGCCAAUCAUGGCAAUUAUUGCGUGAGCAUUAUCCAGAUAUCAUAGCAAAAAUUUGCGUCCGUGGUGCAAUAUUUGCCCGGAUGACCAGCGAUCAGAAGCAACAAUUAGUGUUGGAAUUAAUGCAACUUGGUUAUUAUGUGGCUAUGUGUGGAGAUGGUGCUAAUGAUUGCGGUGCUCUGAGAGCCGCACAUGCAGGCAUAUCUUUAUCCGAAGCAGAAUCUAGCGUUGCGAGCCCCUUCACAUCCAAAGUACCGGAUAUAACCUGCGUACCAAAGGUGAUAAAGGAAGGUCGUGCUGCACUAGUUACGUCAUUUGGAAUUUUCAAAUUUAUGGUCACCUAUUCAUUGACAGAAUUUUUAUCUGUCAUUAUUCUCUACUCGAUCGACUCGGAUCUGACAGAUUUGGAGUUUCUGUUCAUCGAUAUCUGUCUUAUCGUUAACUUUGCUUCAUUUUUCGGAAAAACUCGAGCGUACGAAAAGCAGUUAGUAAAAAAACCUCCUAUGACUAGUUUGCUAAGUUUCACGUCGAUCUUCUCUUUGUCUGUACAUAUGUUGAUAAUGACGAUUUUUCAAACUAUCGCUUAUCAUGCGGUUCGCACUUUUCCAUGGUUUACACCAUUCAUUUACAGCAAUGACACUGGAUAUAUGUGUUAUGAGAAUUAUUCCGUUUAUUGCGUUUCUAUGUUCCAGUAUAUAACGAUGGCUAUAAUAUUUUCACGUGGGAAACCAUAUCGAAAAGCCAUUUACACGAAUAUUGCAUUUAUAUCUUCCAUAAUAUUAUUGACCAUCGUUUGCGCUUAUAUCACGGUUUAUCCAGCAAAUUGGAUAGUAAAUAUGCUUCAACUAUUCUUGCCUCCAGCGUACGACUGGAGGAUUAUUAUUUUAGCACUCGCUUUUGCGAACUUUGUAGUUUGUUUCUUCGUUGAAACGUUUGUUAUAGAGUAUUUAAUUGAGAAAAAAUCCAAAUCGAAAUUUUACAAACCUGAGAAAUCUAAAAAGGAAUAUUUAAGAAUAGAACACGAGCUAAAGAACAACUUAAGUUGGCCAACGCUAAGUAAAGAAUUACCAACUUUACCAUUAACUCCGAGCGUAGAAAAUAUCAUUAACGUAACGUAUCCAGAGGAGAAAUCUUAUAAUAAUGACACUAAAACGAAUUUACAAAACAAUAGGACAAUAAAGUCUAAAAACAAUGAUGGAUUGCACGCAUUUGAUAACUACUCAUUCGUUGAUGAUGAAUCACCACGAAAUACAAAUAUGGUAACUAGAGUUUAAGUCGUACCUUGAAAAUACUUUACCCGAUUUUACAAUUUUCAGUACUAAUAUAUGUGCGUAAGUAUUACGAAGUAUUUUCGAAACUUUAAGAGUGGUGCUGUAAAACGAUACAAACAUUUUCAAAAUAAUGCUUGUAAUUGUUGUAUAUGUAUAGUGUAUGUUUGUAAUAAUUAUCAAGUAAUUAUCAAUAAUUUAAUAAAAUUAACGAUUGCAUAUUACUAAUAAUGUUUCAAUGUCGAAUAAUAUUUUUGAAAUUUUAAUAGUAA
This is a messenger RNA of Bombus impatiens (common eastern bumble bee), 4621 nucleotides long. RefSeq names its product probable cation-transporting ATPase 13A3. Lineage: Eukaryota; Metazoa; Arthropoda; Insecta; Hymenoptera; Apidae. Bases 648 to 4355 code for a protein of 1235 amino acids. The record is from RefSeq and is a predicted model, not a curated record. The transcript is spliced from 18 exons. Gene Ontology annotation, molecular function: ATP hydrolysis activity; ATP binding; P-type transmembrane transporter activity. Gene Ontology annotation, cellular component: membrane. Gene Ontology annotation, biological process: intracellular calcium ion homeostasis; polyamine transmembrane transport.